AUGGGUAAUGACAUAAGUAACGACAUGGGUAAUGACAUAAGUAACGACAUGGGUACUGACAUAAGUAACGACAUGGGUAAUGACAUAAGUAACGACAUGGGUACUGACAUAAGUAACGACAUGGGUAAUGACAUAAGUAACGACAUGGGUAAUGACAUAAGUAACGACAUGGGUACUGACAUAAGUAACGACAUGGGUACUGACAUAAGUAACGACAUGGGUACUGACAUAAGUAACGACAUGGGUAAUGACAUAAGUAACGACAUGGGUAAUGACAUAAGUAACGACAUGGGUAAUGACAUAAGUAACGACAUGGGUAAUGACAUAAGUAACGACAUGGGUAAUGACAUAAGUAACGACAUGGGUACUGACAUAAGUAACGACAUGGGUAAUGACAUAAGUAACGACAUGGGUACUGACAUAAGUAACGACAUGGGUACUGACAUAAGUAACGACAUGGGUACUGACAUAAGUAACGACAUGGGUAAUGACAUAAGUAACGACAUGGGUACUGACAUAAGUAACGACAUGGGUACUGACAUAAGUAACGACAUGGGUAAUGACAUAAGUAACGACAUGGGUACUGACAUGGGUAAUGACAUGGGUACUGACAUAAGUAACGACAUGGGUAAUGACAUAAGUAACGACAUGGGUAAUGACAUAAGUAACGACAUGGGUAAUGACAUAAGUAACGACAUGGGUACUGACAUAAGUAACGACAUGGGUACUGACAUAAGUAACGACAUGGGUAAUGACAUAAGUAACGACAUGGGUAAUGACAUAAGUAACGACAUGGGUAAUGACACAAGUAACGACAUGGGUAAUGACAUAAGUAACGACAUGGGUAAUGACAUAAGUAACGACAUGGGUAAUGACAUAAGUAACGACAUGGGUAAUGACAUAAGUAACGACAUGGGUAAUGACAUAAGUAACGACAUGGGUAAUGACAUAAGUAACGACAUGAGUACUGACAUAAGUAACGACAUGGGUAAUGACAUAAGUAACGACAUGGGUAAUGACAUAAGUAACGACAUGGGUAAUGACAUAAGUAACGACAUGGGUAAUGACAUAAGUAACGACAUGGGUAAUGACAUAAGUAACGACAUGGGUAAUGACAUAAGUAACGACAUGGGUAAUGACAUAAGUAACGACAUGGGUAAUGACAUAAGUAACGACAUGGGUACUGACAUAAGUAACGACAUGGGUAAUGACAUAAGUAACGACAUGGGUACUGACAUAAGUAACGACAUGGGUACUGACAUAAGUAACGACAUGGGUAAUGACAUAAGUAACGACAUGGGUACUGACAUAAGUAACGACAUGGGUACUGACAUAAGUAACGACAUGGGUACUGACAUAAGUAACGACAUGGGUAAUGACAUAAGUAACGACAUGGGUACUGACAUGGGUAAUGACAUGGGUACUGACAUAAGUAACGACAUGGGUACUGACAUAAGUAACGACAUGGGUAAUGACAUAAGUAACGACAUGGGUACUGACAUAAGUAACGACAUGGGUACUGACAUAAGUAACGACAUGGGUACUGACAUAAGUAACGACAUGGGUAAUGACAUAAGUAACGACAUGGGUACUGACAUGGGUAAUGACAUGGGUACUGACAUGGGUACGGACAUGGGUACUGACAUGGGUAAUGACUUGGGUACUGACAUUUGUUGUGGAAAGUAA
Physella acuta is the source of this 1686-nucleotide messenger RNA. RefSeq names its product circumsporozoite protein-like. The record is from RefSeq and is a predicted model, not a curated record. NCBI's taxonomy places the organism in Eukaryota, Metazoa, Mollusca, Gastropoda, Physidae.